Dentiscutata erythropus is the source of this 783-nucleotide messenger RNA. The record is from the annotation of a GenBank genome assembly. Lineage: Eukaryota; Fungi; Glomeromycota; Glomeromycetes; Diversisporales; Gigasporaceae.
AUGGAUUUUCAAGAAAAUGAAUUAAUACCUAUUAAAAAGUUGAUUAAUAAUCUUGAAAAUGAAAACGAAAAUGAAUCCUUAAAAACGCAAGUUAUAUUAUUAUCAUGCGGAUUUUAUUAUCCUAUUCAUAAAUUACACAUUAAAAUUUUUGAAGAUGCAAAACAACAUUUAGAAAAAGAAAGAAAUUACAAAAUAGUAUUAGGAUAUCUCUCACCUUCUCCUGAGAAAUCUGUUAACAAAAAACAUUCUAAUAAAACAAUUACAUUUGACGAUAGAAUAAAUAUGAUCAAAAGAGUAACCAAUGAAUCACCUUGGAUCGAAUUAACAACUUUGGAAUCAGAAAACGAUAUAGAUGUUCCUGAUCAUCAUCAAAUUAUAAAAAACUUAUCUACAUUUUUAAAUGAAGAUGAACAAGUUAAAAAAGCUUUAAAAGGAAGAAAAUUGAAAUUAAUUUACUUAUUUGGCUUAGACCAGGCUUUAAAGGAAGAAAGAAACGGAUUAAAGCACUUAAAAGAUUAUGAAAUUGUUGUUAUUGAAAGAUAUUUGGAUAGUGAAAUUAAAAACGAACAUGGUGGAGAAUCUUUUAAAGUAGAAUUAAAUGAUAUGUAUAAAGACGAGUGGAAAAUUCCCGAAAAUAAUAUUAUUUUUAUCAAAUCUAAUAAUAAUAACGAAAUUAGUUCUAGUAAAAUUAGAGAGUUAUUUAAUAAUAACGAUGACAAAUGGAAAGAUUUAUGCCAUCCAAAAGUAGUAGAAUAUAUUGAGACAAAAAAAAUUAAGUUUUAA